This is a messenger RNA of Boeremia exigua, 1395 nucleotides long. RefSeq names its product putative Xaa-Pro aminopeptidase. The coding region runs from base 1 to 1395 and encodes 464 amino acids. Gene Ontology annotation, molecular function: manganese ion binding; metalloaminopeptidase activity. The transcript has 3 exons. The record is from RefSeq and is a predicted model, not a curated record. Lineage: Eukaryota; Fungi; Ascomycota; Dothideomycetes; Pleosporales; Didymellaceae.
AUGGGUAUCGCCGAAAACUAUGAUGAAGUCCUGAAGGGCAAGUACCCGGCCAAGGAGCACGCGAGGAAGGUCGCCAAGUGGAUUAUCGAGAAGGGUGGGGAUAAGAAUGGCACCAUCUAUCUCGAGGCACAGAAGCAGAAGCUUAAUGAGGAUAACGAUGGAGAGGCUCCCUUCAGACAACGACGCUACUUCUACUACCUCAGUGGAUGCGAGCUGCCCGAUUCAUACCUGACAUACGAAAUCAGCACCGACAAGCUCACCCUGUUCAUUCCCGGUGUCGAGCCUGACGAGGUCAUCUGGUCUGGCCUUCCUAUGAGCACAGAUGAAGCAAAGGCCAAGUAUGAUAUCGACGAUUGCAAGAUCACCGCCGAUGUCAACGCGCAUUUGGCCAGCUCUGAAGCAACUUCGCAAGCGACCAUCUACGCUAUCCCGGAACAGGUGUCAGAUCACAUCACGUUCCUCAACUUCAAAGACAAGGACCUCAAGGAGCUUAAGCCUGCGAUCGAGUACUGCCGUGUGACCAAGACUGACUAUGAGAUUGCGCUCAUCCGCAAGGCGAAUGAGAUCUCAACCACCGCACACAUCAAUGUCAUGAAGGCUGCUGCCAAGGCCAAAAACGAAUGCGAGCUCGAGGCUGUAUUCCUGAAGUCGUGCGUGGAGCGCAACGCAAAGAACCAGGCUUACCACUCAAUCGUGGCAGCCGGCACGAACGGCGCAACUCUCCACUACGUCAACAACGCAGCACCCAUCGACAAGCAGAACCUGCUCCUUCUGGAUGCAGGAUGCGAGGUUGACUGCUACGCCUCAGACAUCACCCGUACUUUCCCUAUCCAGGGUCACUUCAACGAGGAGAGCCGCGCCAUCUACGACAUCGUCUUGGAUAUGCAGAAGCAGUGUAUUGACGCUCUCAAGGCGGGCGCUGUGUGGGACUUCAUCCACGAGCUCGCCCACAAGAUCGCCAUCAAAGGCCUUCUUGCGCUCGGUAUCCUAAAGGGCGACCCAGAUGAGAUCUUCAGGUCGCGAGUGAGUGUUGCGUUUUUCCCUCACGGUCUGGGUCACUACCUCGGUAUGGACACGCACGAUACCGGCGGCAAUGCAAAUUACGCGGACAGGGACACUAUGUUCCGCUACCUCCGAGUGAGGGGUGUUCUCCCUGCGAGGAGUGUCAUCACCGUCGAGCCCGGCAUCUACUUCUGCAGGUUCAUCAUCGAGCCGUAUCUGAAGGACGACGAGCAGAAGGAGUUUAUCGAUGAGAAGGUGUUGGAGAAGUACUGGGCCGUUGGUGGUGUGAGAAUCGAGGACAACCUUCUCGUCACUGAGAACGGCAGUGAAAAUCUGACGCCUACACCGAAGGAAGUCGACGAUAUUCUGCAGCUCAUCAGGAGUGGUAACUAG